CCUCUCCUCAGGCUGUGGCUACGAAGCCUCUCAGUUACCGUGUGGAGAGAUUUGACGGAGGGACGCUCUCGCGCAGGGACCAUCACUGCGCUGCAAUCCGCCUCCUGCUCGCACACGCCUGCAAUGCCUCGCUGAAUUCUGGACGUACACGGUGGAGAGAACACGCAUGUGAAGAUUUUAUUUUUGCAUGUCAGCAGAGGAGGUACUAGUGGCCGGGUCCACGGCUGUUUGUCUUUUCUGAUCGCUUCUCUCGCUUCCCCCAUGUCACUCUAAUUAAUCGGAGGCAUGUGGGAUCGCACCAGGAUUACGCAUUGCUUCCCAAUAGUGUGCCUGCUGUUGACGUUAUGGACGGGGGUGUCCCAGUCAACCGGCUAUUUCGAGCUGCAGCUGAUCUCCGUGGAGAAUGUAAACGGCGAGUUGGCGGACGGAGAGUGCUGCGACGGCUCCCGGAGCUCCCAGGACCUGCGCUGCACCCGAGACGAGUGCGACACUUACUUCAAAGUCUGCCUGAAGGAGUACCAGAUGGAGGUCACCGCCACCGGCACGUGCACGUUUGGAACUGGUUCUACUCGAGUUCUCGGUGGAAAUACAUUUUCUUUUAAGAGCGCAAAGAAUAACCCGAAUAAAAUCAGCGACGCUGGCAGGAUUCGGAUCCCCUUCCAGUUCGCGUGGCCGCGGACGUACACGUUGAUUGUAGAGGCUUGGGACUGGGACGACAACACCACACGCAGCAAUGACGAGCUGCUGAUUGAACGCAGCACUCGCACAGGCAUGAUCAACCCUGGUGACCAGUGGCAAACCAUCCUAAACGACGGCCCCGUGGCUCUCCUCCUCCGGGUGCGGUGUGACGAGAACUACUACGGCAACAAGUGCAAUAAGCUGUGUUCCCCCCGUGACGAUUUCGUCGGCCACUAUCGCUGUGAGCCUUCAGGAGCCCAGGUGUGCCUAGAUGGCUGGAUGGGCCCAGAGUGCAAGACAGCAAUUUGCAAGCAAGGCUGUCACCUGGUACAAGGCGGCUGCUCUCUCCCCGGGGAAUGCAAGUGCAAUUAUGGCUGGCAGGGCCAGUUCUGUGAUGACUGUGCCGUUUAUCCUGGCUGUGUCCACGGAACCUGCAACGUCCCCUGGCAGUGCAACUGUGAGAGGAACUGGGGUGGCCUCCUGUGUGAUAAAGAUCUGAAUUACUGUGGUCGCCAUCAGCCUUGUGUCAACGGAGGAACCUGCAUGAACACCGAACCGGAUGAGUACCAGUGCAAAUGUCCAGAGGGCUAUUCUGGCAAAAACUGUGAGAUAGCUGAGCAUGCCUGUGUCUCCAACCCCUGCACCAAUGGGGGAACAUGCCACAAGGUUCCUGCCGGAUUUGAGUGCCAGUGCCCACCAGGAUGGGGGGGUCCGACCUGUGCCACUAAUCUGGACGAGUGUGCGUCCAGUCCAUGUGCUCAAGGUGGGACUUGUAUCAACCUGGAGGAUGGCUUCGAGUGUGUGUGCCCUCCUCAGUGGGAAGGAAGGACCUGCCAGAUAGAUGCAAAUGAGUGUACUAGGAAACCCUGUGUGAACGCUUUCUCUUGCAAAAAUUUGAUCGGUGGAUACCACUGCGUCUGUUUUCGGGGAUGGUCCGGACAAAACUGUGACAUCAACAUCAGUGGCUGCCAUGGCCAAUGCCAGAAUGGAGCAACAUGCAAGGAGAGUACAAAGGGUUACCACUGCCAGUGUCCUCCCGGUUUCAUGGGCACUCACUGUGAAAUCCAGAGGAAUACAUGUAACAGCAGGCCAUGCCAGAACGGUGGCCGUUGCCACUCGGUGUCGAACGGCUUCGUCUGUAAAUGCUCCCCGGAGUUUUCUGGGCAGUUUUGUGAGAUCCUCACCUCGACCCCUUCAGACGCUUGUGAUCCAAACCCUUGUGAGAAUGAGGCCAAGUGCUACAGUAUGGGCCAAGACUUCUACUGUGCAUGUCCGGAAGGUUACGAGGGAAAAACUUGUGAACAGCUCAAGCCAAACUGCCAUACCACACCUUGUCAAGUGAUUGACAGCUGCACUGUUGCUGUAGCAACCAAUGACUCAUCUGGAGUGCAGCACAUCUCCUCCAACAUCUGCGGUCCACGAGGGCGCUGCAUCAGCCAGCCAUCUGGCAACUUUGCCUGCAUCUGUGAUCCAGGAUUCAGUGGCAUCUACUGUCACAAGAAUAUUAACGAUUGCGUCAGCAACCCCUGUAGAAAUGGAGGGACCUGCAUUGAUGGUGUGAACUCCUUUCAGUGCUUCUGUCCUGAUGGCUGGGAGGGUCGACUAUGUGACCUUAAUAUCGACGAGUGCAGACACAACCCCUGUAAGAAUGGCGGACGCUGCGUUGACCUAGUGAACGACUUCGUCUGCGAGUGUGCCGACAACUGGAAGGGCAAGACCUGCCAUUCCCGCGAAAGCCAGUGUGAUGCAACCACCUGCAGUAAUGGAGGAACAUGCUAUGACCAUGGAGAUACCUUCCACUGUGCAUGCCCACCUGCGUGGGGUGGAAAUGCGUGCAACACAGCCAAGAACAGCACAUGUGCCUCCAGUCCUUGUUCCAAUGGUGGCACCUGUGUAGGGGGAGGAGACGCCUUCACCUGCAUCUGCAAAGAGGGCUGGGAAGGUCCCACCUGUGGCCAGAAUAUAGAUGACUGCAACCCUCAUCCAUGUUACAAUGGUGGUAUCUGUGUGGACGGAAUCAACUGGUUUCGGUGUGAGUGCGCCCCUGGUUUUGCCGGACCAGACUGCCGAAUCAACAUAAAUGAGUGCCAGUCAUCACCCUGUGCCUACGGAGCCACCUGUGUGGAUGAGAUCAACGGUUUCCGAUGCAUCUGUCCACUUGGUAGAACUGGAGCCCGGUGCCAGGAGUUCAUAGGAAUUGGGAAAACUUGCCACUACACUGGACUGCAGUUUCCCCACGGCAGCCGCUGGGAGGAGGAGUGCAACAGCUGCUACUGCAUAGACGGCAAAGUGGACUGUACAAAGGUGCUGUGUGGUCGUCGUCCCUGCCAGCUCAGCCUAUCAGGCCAGGACCAGAGAGAACAGUCCUGCCCAGCUGGACAGAAGUGUCAGGAGCACAGCUACCUCACGUGCUUCUCCCCCCCAUGCCAUCAGUGGGGGGUUUGUUCCAUGACUGGGCCCUCACCUCCACAAGCAACCACCAAGUGCCAGCCAAACAGCGGGCAUCUGGAUAACAGCUGUGUCCGCAUAACACUUGUUUUCAACAGAGACAAAGUACCACCAGGAACAACAGUGGAGAACAUCUGCUAUGAGCUAAGGUGUCUUCCCGAUACCAGAAGUUUGGCGAAAGACCACGCCCUUCUCUUGCUCUGUGAAAACUCUCAUUCAAAUCAGGAUGCUAUAGAAGUAGCAAUGUCUUUCCAGCCAGAAGAUCUACAAGACCACAGUCUCAUCCAGGAGGCAGCCAGCACCAUAGUGGGCACCUUGUCUAAACGACACAACAGCACCGUAAUGCUGGCAGUCAUUGAGGUCAAAGUGGAAACAAAGGUUGUGUCCCACUCAGUGGAUUACCUGGUGCCUCUUCUGUGCGUCGUCUUCUGCUUGCUCUGCCUCUUCUGUAUCAUUGUAUGCGUUUGGUGGACUCGCAAACGGAGAAAAGAGCGUGAGAGGAACACGCGAUCCAACCCAGACGACAACGUGAACAACCAGUGUGAGCCGCUCCGGUCCGUCGUGGGAUGUCGGCGGCAGCAGCAACAGCUGAAAGAAAGCAACCGGGAGGCUGAGCAGGAGCGCAAAAAGCUCAUGGGCCCCUCCUAUCGGACGUGUGACGAGGAGGAGGAUGAGACAGAAGGUGAACUGGAGCUUGAGGAAGAGUGCAGUGGAGCGGAGGCGGGAAAGCAGCCAGUUUAUAAAUACUCUAAGACUGCAGUGCAGUCCAGUGGGGGAGUGAUCUGUACCCUGCACAGCUCAAGUUCACUCCUCAAAGCACCCCACCGGACCCCAGGCUACAGCCCCAAAGACAACCGCUGGAAAAAUGUCAGUGCUGUCUUUACUGGUCAGAAAGAUCUCAGAGGCCAUUGUGUAUAAGAAAUUUAAACAAGGGACUUGCAAUGUGGAAGCGAGAGAAGCUGCAAGGCAGCGUCUAUUCUAAUUUUCAUACUACUUUUGGAAAGAAAAAGGCUUUGUGUUUUAAUAAGCCAUUCUUUGCUUUAUGUUUUCGUCACUGUCACCUGGAACCAUUUUUGAUUCGAGAGGCCAGAGCACAGUGAACAUCCUUUGUUGCUUCUGUUUAUGUAAUUUUUCUUUAAUUAUGUACAGAAGGACCUGAAAUGUAACAAUUAUUCAGGAGGCAAAAGAAGCUCUCUGCAGUUUUUGUUUAUGGAGUUGUAUCAUUUAAGAAAUGAUGAAUCAUUGAAAAAAAACACUAUAAAGAUUUGUUUUUGUUUACAGAUAUGAUUUCGUAUAACUGUCAGCGGGCUCCUGUUCAGUGUCUGGGGGGUGUUAUUAAAGGAAGGGUUUGGGGGAAGUGGACUGUUGUAGCCACACUAAGAGAGGAAACCCUCCCUUUGCUGUGUCUCUUUCCAGCUUUGCCAGCCUUACUAAAACACUUGGCCUGGAGGGGAGAGGGGGACAGAAACCCCAGUGCCUACUAUGUGGCCUUCCAUUUUUUUUUUUUUUUUA
Messenger RNA from Monopterus albus (swamp eel), 4638 nucleotides. RefSeq names its product jagged canonical Notch ligand 2b (gene jag2b). The transcript has 26 exons. Gene Ontology annotation, biological process: cell communication; multicellular organism development; Notch signaling pathway. The record is from RefSeq and is a predicted model, not a curated record. Bases 286 to 4044 code for a protein of 1252 amino acids. NCBI's taxonomy places the organism in Eukaryota, Metazoa, Chordata, Actinopteri, Synbranchiformes, Synbranchidae. Gene Ontology annotation, cellular component: membrane. Gene Ontology annotation, molecular function: Notch binding; calcium ion binding.